UUUUUACCCAGAGUUCAGUAGGAGGCGUAGCAGCAACUGUGUGAAAGAGAGGAACAUGGCGCACAUUGAGAGAAGGUGCUGAGACUCCGGGAAACUAGACUACAGUGGUUCUUUUUGAGGAAACAGCGAAACAAAAUAAUGCGAAUGUGAAAUGGUUUCACUCCCGAAGUUCUGGAUAACAACGGCUGCUCCAUUGAUGAAUAAAAGGAGAUCAGAAGGGAUAAAAAAUUUCUGCAAUUGCAUUCAUAAACAUUUCUUUAGGACUCACAACCCCUGAGUUACCUUUUUCUGAAAAACAAACAACAGAUAACUCACGCACAUUCGUAUAUAAUCCCGUCGGAAGAUGACAGAAAGAAACAAAAGGAAAAACCUCCACCCGCUAGAGGUUUCUAGACUCCGAGACGAGCAAGUAAAGGUAGUCACUGGCUGCCAAGACCAAAUCCAGCACUGGAAGAAAGUCCAAAGCGACUAUGAAGCUCUUCAACAACGGCUCAGUACUUUGCCGAACAAACUAUCGUAUGAUAUUAUGGUACCAUUUGGCCCUCUUGCUUUCAUGCCAGGAAAGCUUGUCCAUACAAAUGAGGUCACGGUUUUGUUGGGUGACAACUGGUUUGCAAAAUGCUCAGCAAAGCAGGCCAGUAACCUGGUGGAGCACAGGAAGAAACAUGUAAAAAAUGCACUGGAUGACUUGUACAAAGUAGUGAAGAAUUUUGAAGCCAGAGUCGGAUUCACAGAAGACCUCGAAAAACUAUCUUCUGAAAAGGGAGACUUUGUGGACAUUACAGAAGAGGUUGAGAAUGAAGAAAUUCUUACCAAAGGAAAACAAAGAACUGCCCACAAGCCAUAUUCCAGACCGAAAAACCAAGAUGUUUUCGAUACAAACUUUGAGGGUGGAGAAGGCGAUCUGAAAGCCACAAGCGGUAUUCUGCCUGAAGAAGAGCUGUGGGCCAGACUGGACGAGUUGGAGAUGCAAGAAGAGUUGCUGGAUCAGAAAGAUCGAAUGUCUUACAGUGCAGAUACAAAUGGUGACGACACAACAUCCUCUUCAUCUGAGGAAGAGAAGGAGCAUCCGAGUGGGAACUUGCCUUGCCUGCAUGGAGAGGAGGGCUGGCCUCCAGUUACUCAGGAAGACUCCAGACUGAUCACAUGCCAGGUGAACGGCAACGGCCAACAUCACAGUGACGAUGAAGACGAUGAAGGGAGCUGUGUGCCAACGAUUUACUUCACCCACACAGUGGAGCCAAAAAGGGUCAGGAUAAACACAGGGCGGAACACCACUCUGAAAUUCAGUGAGAGGAAGGAGGAAGCCAAGAGAAAGAGGAAAAAUAGCAACGGAAACGGACACUCGGUUCCAGGACUCACAAAAAUUAAAACGCCUGCAGACCUUUACAGGCUGUUUGUCGAUGUUGUGAACGGCGAGUUGGUUCCCCGCAAAUCCAUCCUGAAGUCUCGUAGCCGGGAGGACAGUAUGUGCAGUGACACCAGCGAGAGCAGCGACGACCGGCGGGGUUUCUGUCGCAACCUGAGCCAUGAUGAGUCCACACACAGCGACACCAGUGAAGGGGUUCUUCAAGAGGAGGAGAACUCCCCCAGUAAACCUCUGCCACUACCGGGGGUCUUUGAAGCAUUUUCAGGCACAGUGGUGGAAAAGGACCCUACCCUGCCAUCAUUGAUUCCACACCUAACCAUCGUUUCUCCAGCCCUUCCCACAAUUCCUGAGAGGAAGGCAGAGGAAGUUGUGCUCCAGGUGCAGAAGGAACCUUGCAAGAGGAUGUCCAAGUUCAAAGCUGCCAGGAUGCAGCAGCAGAUUUAACUCCUGGGCUCAAGCCCUUUUUUAGGUUUAUUUUUUACUGGAACAUCAGAAGCUGGACUGGUUACUUCAGUCUGCAUUGAACUGGUCUCAAUUUCUCAUUUUUUAACAAGUUGUCUUUAACCUGUAAAAGUACAUUAUUUCCAUAUUUUUUUUCAGUAGGCUGCAUUAUACUUCUGGAUACUGGGUUUGUACCCUGGCGCUCUUUGGUUCUGUUGAGGCAGCACCUUAAAUUUAGGCUUUAAGAAGACAGGGAAAAGAAAAACAAAUAUAGCAUACAGCUUUUCUUUUUUAAACUUUGAAUGGCCAUUCAUCUCUAGUUAUAUGAUCUGUGAAUUAGUUUAAUACUCUGUACUGUAAUUUUGUGUACUAAGGAAAUUAUUUUGUUGGUGACAGUGGCGGCUAUAAUAUCAGCACUUUCUUAGGGGCUACUUGUUGCCGGUGUGUCAUUUUUCUGUCUGCACAGUUCACUUUCUCAAUUUCUCAACAGUCAAAGCUGAUUACCAGCAUUAUUAUUAUUAUUAUUAUUAUUAUUUUUAUUAAGAUUUUGUUAUCCUGAAGUAAUCAAUUGCACUGUUUCACAUUGACUUAAGAAAAUCCAACUUGACUGUGGAUACAUUUUAAGAAUUUCUGUGUUUGUCUAGCAUGGCUUUGUACUUCAGUUUUCUUUGCUGUACAACUGCUACAACCAUGAUGGCUGGUUUGAGUUAACUGUAUGGAAAUUGUCAGAAAUACUGUUUUAAAUUUAAUUGUCAAAUAAAACUAGUUACUGAAAGCUUUUUGCUAGGUUUUGUCCUCGCCUUUUAUUUAUUUUUUUAAUUGUCAAUUUUGUGUGUUUUAUUGAAAUAGCUGGUUUAAAGGAAGUGUGGCAUUUUUAACUUAUGUUGGGGAAACCUGUUUUCAAGAUGCCAACCAUGUGUACCCUGUGAAAAUAAAAAAACUGCAUUCUGCUGUUGUCUUUAACCCUAGAGUCCUUCUUCGAGACUGUGUCCAUAUUAAAGAGUAAACAUAAAAUUGUUUUUUUU
This is a messenger RNA of Acipenser ruthenus (sterlet), 2835 nucleotides long. RefSeq names its product unconventional prefoldin RPB5 interactor 1-like. The transcript has 11 exons. The record is from RefSeq and is a predicted model, not a curated record. Gene Ontology annotation, biological process: negative regulation of phosphatase activity; negative regulation of transcription by RNA polymerase II. The coding region runs from base 344 to 1813 and encodes 489 amino acids. Lineage: Eukaryota; Metazoa; Chordata; Actinopteri; Acipenseriformes; Acipenseridae. Gene Ontology annotation, molecular function: chromatin binding; transcription corepressor activity; phosphatase inhibitor activity.